CUAUAAAAGCAGAGUGGCUCUGUGAGGAGCAGUCAUUCAGCUUUGUGAGAGAAAAGCUACCUGCCUGCUGUUUUCUCCCUGUCAGACUCUGAAGCUAAACCACUGCAGCAUCAUGAAUCUGGGGCUCAGCGCUCUUUUCCUGAUCCUUGGCUUGUUUCUGAGCAGCUCUGCUACCAGUGUUGAAGAAUGCAGAGCUCUGAUCACCCCUCUGUCGACUUUUGAACCGCAACUGGGAAGGUGGAACUUCAUUAUGGGCUUCAUUGAUAGUAAUCCACAUAAAGUAUUGUUCAAGACGACUAAGACCCAUUGGACUGAGUACAUCAAAACUGGAUCUGUUUCGCAUCCAGUAUAUAAACAGCUCAUUGGGAUCAAGCAUCCUACAUACUGCAAGUACGGAUCUUUCCCCAUGACUCUUCAUUCCAACACUGCAUUAGUGGACAAGUCCAACUUCACCUGCACACACCACUCUCUGCCAACCUGUCAAAACUGUCUGCUCUACCUUGUUAACGCAAGAAACAACGACAUUACAGUCAACAGUGGAGACAAUCCAGACCCUCAAGCCAUCCCAGAGGUCAAAUACUAUCGUGCUUUCUACUUGAUGGCCAAAGCAAACCACAUCAAUCACUCAGACUAUGUGCAUGCCCUGAAGCAGGCAAAAUGUCUGGGUUUCACAGGAGACCCCGACUUCAUCCUCGACCCCAAAAGUGAGUACUGCGAGAAACGAGAUAACGACAAUGACUAGGCCAUCUUGAGCUGAAGUCAGCCUGAAAUAUUGAAGUACAGCAAUAAACUGACUUUCAAUCUUAAAA
Molecule: messenger RNA, 809 nt
Organism: Cheilinus undulatus (humphead wrasse)
Lineage: Eukaryota; Metazoa; Chordata; Actinopteri; Labriformes; Labridae
Exons: 6
Coding region: 113-742 (209 amino acids)
Source: RefSeq, a predicted model, not a curated record